UAACAAACAUAUCUCUCCCUCAAUCAGUCAAUCUAUAUAUCAUUAUAUAUAUUCACUAGAUAUAGAAUGGCCGCCAACUUGCAGCGUCGUGGAAUUGCCAGCCUGUACAAGAGGCUUCAUAGCUGCUGCGGCGGCGGCACAAUCACCCCUUACGCCGCCUUCUUUCCUGCUAGAAGAGCUGUGCAUGUAUCUAUGUAUGACAAGAAUAUGGAAGAACAUGUUCAACAACAUCCUACAACUGUCCCGGAUGAAUCUAGCAACUCCUGGUGGGCUCCUCAUCCUCAGACCGGAGUUUUCGGGCCAUCCACUCAUCACAAUAAUCAUGUUGCUGCUCCUGGUGGUGGUGAUUUCCACCCAGGCGCCGGUCAGUCUGUCUUAGAGCUGCAAGCCUUCUUCCGCCCCCUUGAGGAUUUGGAGAAACCACCCUACUCUGGGUUCUGAAGGAUACAGUCAAAUUUAGUCCCAAUUGUAUAUGGACGAAUUAAUAAUUAUACUCCGUAUGUAGUAGUAGGAUUUCCUGUGCUAUGCAGUAGUAACCCUUUCUAUAUGCAUGUCCUGAUGGCCAGGCCUACUUAUGUUCUCUACCUGUAUAUUGGUUAAACUUGGUCCAAAAUAGGACGGCUCAUAGGAUUUUAGAAAAGUUACAAAAGAACACUCAAGCAGAAAUCAAUAAAGUAUUACGAAUAAGGAAAGUAGCUAAGCGAAUUUGGUUGCCAGAAAUACCCACACAGAAAUGUAGAAAUAAAGUAUUAAGUUGUCC
This is a messenger RNA of Cuscuta europaea, 760 nucleotides long. The record is from the annotation of a GenBank genome assembly. NCBI's taxonomy places the organism in Eukaryota, Viridiplantae, Streptophyta, Magnoliopsida, Solanales, Convolvulaceae.